This is a messenger RNA of Selaginella moellendorffii, 417 nucleotides long. RefSeq names its product telomere repeat-binding protein 1-like. NCBI's taxonomy places the organism in Eukaryota, Viridiplantae, Streptophyta, Lycopodiopsida, Selaginellales, Selaginellaceae. Bases 1 to 417 code for a protein of 138 amino acids. The transcript has 2 exons. The record is from RefSeq and is a predicted model, not a curated record.
AUGGUUUCGUUGCGGCAGAAGCAGCUCACCAUCGAAGGCACCAAGCGCAGGAUACGAAGGCCCUUUACAAUCUCUGAGGUGGAAGCUCUUGUCUACGCCGUGGAAAAGCUCGGCCUUGGAAGAUGGCGUGACGUGAAGCUGUGGGCUUUCGAUCAAGCCAAGCACCGGACUUACGUCGACUUGAAGGUGAACACGAAAAAACUCUCGUGGAUUUCGAAGUUUUUGAGUCUGUGCUACAAAGUUUCAUGGAUUUUCAUUCUCCAGGACAAGUGGAAGACUCUAGUUCACACGGCACGGAUUGCGCCGCACCAACGCAGGGGCGAGCCCGUCCCUCAGGAGCUACUCGAGAGGGUGAUACGAGCUCAAAACUACUGGACGGCGAGGCAGGCAAAGCAGCAAGCCGAGCUCGAUUUCUAG